Messenger RNA from Talaromyces proteolyticus, 3342 nucleotides. Its product is annotated as Vps54-like protein-domain-containing protein. Gene Ontology annotation, molecular function: syntaxin binding. The transcript is spliced from 3 exons. NCBI's taxonomy places the organism in Eukaryota, Fungi, Ascomycota, Eurotiomycetes, Eurotiales, Trichocomaceae. Bases 1 to 3342 code for a protein of 1113 amino acids. Gene Ontology annotation, biological process: retrograde transport, endosome to Golgi; Golgi to vacuole transport. The record is from RefSeq and is a predicted model, not a curated record. Gene Ontology annotation, cellular component: GARP complex.
AUGAAACCGUCGGCGCUUAGCUGUAUAUUCAACAUCGAGAACGCUCCUACCCGCACAGGCCAAGUCCACACCGUUUCGUCAAAAGUAGUACAACUGCUGAACCACGAUCGUGCCCGUACACCUUACCAAUUCCCAAGCCCCUCCGCUCGUAACCCUACACACCGCUGCGCGAUCAUGGCAACCCCCUCAGGCGGCAAGUCACCAGCGGGUUCACCGUCGCCAAGGGCGGAAGACCCAUUUCCCGGCCACGACUGGUGGUCGCGAAGUCCUCGACCGCCAGCGACAAGGGUUUCGAAUGCGAGCGCAACAAACCCUAGCUCGAUUAGUGUGUCGCUGGAUAACGCCUCUCAUAGUCGAAGGAGCAGGGGCACGGUAGCAGAGUCGGGUCAGAAUGCGAUAUCUACACUCCUACAACCGCCGAUAUUACGGGCCGCGAUCCAUUCGACCUCGCAGAAACCGCCAACUUCCCGAGAUAUACCUCCUGUCACUCUCACCACUAUCCUCGAUGUCGAACCCUCGGCCUUUGAAGACUACCUCAGUGAGGUCGGAAGUCUCUUUGAUGCUCUCCAACGCACGAAGCUCGAGUCCGAAGACGGCGGCGCACCAGUGUCUCGUCAAGACAUCUCCGCUGCCAAAGACGACGAACUUGCACCAUGCGGAAGGCGGAAGACGAGCGCUUCGAAGCGCAGCCAGCUUGCGCCUGCACCGCUGUCUAUGAUUCCCUCUGUUUAUUUCGAUGAAAACUUUCGCCUCGAGAAUCCGCGCACUUUCGAUGUUGUCAGUGAGCAUGCGGAGGUUGUAAAGCAGCCACUGUCCACCAUCGGAGACCGUGGCAACGGCGCGAAUGGUACUGCUGCAAAUGGUAACCAGCUGCCUGCUAGGAAGACGCUUACUACUAAUGCCAUAUUGCAAGAGAAGUUAUUGUGGUACAUGGACACUGUAGAGAUUCAUUUGAUAUUUUCCAUUUCGCAAUUGUCAGCCUCCUUUUUCGCCGCGAUCGGCUCUCUUCGUGAACUCCAGAUCGAGGCGGCUGACUCUGUCGUAAAGAUCCAGAAGCUGAGGGAUGACCUCGCGGAUUUGAACAAAAAUAUGGUAGUGCCCGGUUUCGAGAUCAGCAGCAUGAAGCGAAGACGGGACAAUCUGAGAAAGCUGGGCGAGGCUACCGAACAGCUUCGAUGUGUUCUUAGCGGCGCUAGUCAUUGCGAGGAACUCGUAAACUCUGGGCAGCUGGAGACGGCCAUAAAACAUAUCUCGUACGUCGAACAGCUUGCAUCCGAAACACUGGAUCCGAAAAUUGGCGGCGAGUUGCAUUGGCUUCUGCCGAACCCAUCCAUCAGGCUUACCGAUCUACGCCGACUGCACGUUCUUGGAGGAUCGUUGCGAGGCAUCGACCAGCUUCGCCUACGAAUCGGGAAAGGUUAUGAAGCCCGAUUGCUGAACGUCCUUUUGUGCGACCUGCGCCGACAUGUGUCCGGCGUACCGCCCAGAGACACUCUGGCGCGCUGGACGGAUACCGCAAAACGCGUACAAGGCGUGACGGAUGUCUCCUCAUCGACACCUGCGUCCAUGAGGACUGCAAAAAAGCUGCGCGAAGAACUCAUCCCUGUCCUGCAGGGACUUGGCCAGUCGCAGUAUCUAGCUGCAGCAAGCACCACAUUUCGCGAAGCUGUCAUCGGAGAGAUGAAGUCUCUUAUCCGCCAGCACCUGCCGAGCUCUACCGACGACGAUAAUGAGUCUGUCGCAUCUGCAUCCAGCGGUCGACGUCCGACCCUGCAGGAAAAGUCGAACAUUUUGUCUCGCAACUUGCGUGCUCUCAGUCCCGAGGACGCCGAAGUGUUCUUCGUCAAGGUCUACUGCGGGAUAGGCGAAGCAUUACGGAGGCUUCGCGUACAGGUCAAGGUUCUCCUCGAUAUCACAAGUGGCAUGAAGAAUACUCCAAGCAACGUACUCACGCCCGUCCAAAGCCCGGGAAGCAUGGGCAAUCCGGCGAUCCGUUCCCCAAGCCUUUCGACGGGAUGUAAUUUGCAGGAAGAGAUGACUCUGGCCCUUGACAUGUCGAACCUCCUCGAACAGGCAGUGGACAAGGCACAAUCAGAGGUGACAAAGGUGCUGCGAGUCAGAACCGAGCAAACGGUUCGCCUUGGAUUGACCGAUUUCCUACGCUACUUCACACUGAAUCGCCUGUUUGUCAAUGAAUGCGAGGCAGUCUCUGGAUACUCUGGAGCGGCGCUCAAAGGCGUCGUGAACAACCAAAUCCACGACUUUAUCCCUCGUCUGCACGAAGUGGAAAAGCAAAAGCUGGUGCAAAGGAUGGAGUCUGAGAAGUGGGAGCGCAUCGACUUCAAGCCCCAGGACGCAUUGAUUCUGGCGCACAUUGUCCAGUCCAUGAACAGUGACCCCCCGGCAUGGCUCGGUUAUACGGACGCUAGUACCGUAAGCCUGGAAGCAGGUGAACGGAAUUUACAGACAAACCUCACCCCUGCGGAGCCUACGAAUGCUGCUAAACAAGACAAGAAAGCCCUGGCACUAGCGGUCAUCGAGGAGGAGAAGUUUAUUCUCGUCGAUUCGGCAGUAUUUGCGCUUCGCGGCAUAGAGCAAUACACAGUCCUUCUGGCAUCGGUCCCCGGCAUGGCCAACGACAUCUCGACGAUCCUACUUGACUAUCUCAAACUGUACAACUCUCGCGCACAACAGCUUAUUCUCGGUGCCGGUGCUAAAAUAACAGCUGGGCUGACCAAUAUCAAUACGAAGCACCUUGCCCUUGCCUCGCAGUCACUAUCCUUCUUCAUUGCUCUGAUACCCUACGUGCGCGAGUGUGUCCGUCGUCGACCGUCCAUCACAGGCUCCAGCAUGGCAGAAUACGACCGGCUGAAGCGCCUGCUCCAGGACCAUCAGUCCGCUAUCCAUGACAAGCUCGUCGACAUAAUGAGUUUUCGCGCGACCGUUUGCACCAGAGAGAUGGAGAAGGUCAAGUGGGACGAUGAAGACGAGGUGCAGAGGAACGUCAGCCCACACAUGGAGACGCUCACAAAGGAGGCGCUCACGCUACACCGAGUGCUGAACAAGUAUCUACCGGCGUUGAACGUGAGGAUGAUCGUCGGACGGGUCUUUGUGAGCUACAAGGAGCAAUGGAGCAAGGCAUUCGAAAGCGCGGCGAUACGGACCGAGGCCGGGCAAGCGAGACUUCUGCGAGACGCGGAGCUGCUCGGAGCAAAGCUUGGCAAGAUUGACGGCGGAGAAGAGCUCGGCGCGCACUUGAUUAAUAUUGUCAAGGCGAAGCAGGUCGCAUCCCGGUCAAAGACCAGCACGAGUGCGCCAUCUGGUGAGGACAUACCCGCGUGA